GCCCGUGUGGGCGGCAUCGAGUUCUCCCCGGGCGUGGUCCACAUCACGUCAGACAGUCCGCUGAGUAGCACAGCCAUCAUCAGCAUCACCGGCGCCGGCGCCCUGCUCAUCUUCUUCAUUGUGAUAGUGCUCAUUGCCUACAAACGCAAGUCACGCGAGAGCGACCUCACCCUGAAGAGGCUGCAGAUGCAGAUGGACAACCUGGAGUCUCGUGUGGCCCUGGAGUGUAAAGAGGGUAAGGAUUCACAUUCUAGUGAAGAUUCACAUUCUAGGAAUUCCACUUCUAUGUUUUGAUAGAUCGGAAAGCAGUCUUUUAGUGUGAAUCUUAAAGUGCAUUGUGGUGUUUCUAGUAUCCAAGUUGUCCAACCAACCACCUGUUGACAAUGAGGUGUAAAGAGGGUAAGGGGCCAGGGGUAAGGGAAGGAGGUCAGAUCGUUGAGAUACACAUUCUAGUCAUUCCAUUUCUAUGUUUCAGAUAGCUUGGUUUGUCAGAUCUCAAAGUGCAUUGUGGUGUGUCUCGUCCACCAGCCAGUUGACACUGAACUGUGUAAACUGUUCCUGUUAACAAUGAAAGGGUUAGGGGGGUUUACAGAGACACUGAACUGUGUAAACUGUUUCUGUUCCCACUGAAAGGGCUAGGGGGUUUUACAGAGAGCCAGGAGUUUUUCCUGACCACAUACCUGACCAGGAAAAACUCUGGACACUUGUUAUACUCAGUAUCAUAUGCAGAGUCAGUAACCCAAUAAUGUAGUGCUAUGCUGAACAGUGCACUCCAAUGUUACAUCUACACCCAGUACUCUCACAGUGGUAGUAUAUCUCAAAAGACAGUGGUGUAAAUUACUUAAGUAAAAAUACUUUAAAGUACUACUUAAGUAUUUUUUAGGGGUAUCUGUACUUUACUUUACUAUUUAUAUUUUGACAACUUUUACUUUUACUUCACUACAUUCCUAAAGAAAAUAAUGUACUUUUUACUCCAUACAUUUUCCCUGUUACAGGAAAAUGGUCCAAUUCAUGCACUUAUCAAGAGAACAUCCCUGGUCAUCUCUACUGCCUCUGAUCUGGCGGCUCACUAUAUACACAUGCUUCGUUUGUAAAUGAUGUCUGAGUGAUGGAGUGUGCCCCUGGCUAUCCGUAAAUUAAAAAUACAAGAAAAUGGUGCCGUCUGGUUUGCUUAAUAUAAGGAAUUUGAAAUGAUUUAUACUUUUACUUUUGAUACUUAAGUAUAUUUUAGUAAUUACAUUUACUUUUUAUACUUAAGUAUAUUUAAAACCAAAUACUUUUAGACUUUUACUCAAGUAGUAUUUUACUGGGUGACUUUCACUUUUACUUGAAUCAUUUUCAAUUAAGGUAUCUUUACUUUUACUGAAGUAUGAUAAUUGGGUAUGUUUUCCACCACUGUCAAUAGAAAUACUUAUAGGUAGAGUCAGCGAAAUGACGUUGCAUGAGCAGCACCGCAGUUUGCGAUGAGUAAGAUGCAAGACAUCACUCUCACACAGUUACAGACAGUAUCUGCGCAUGUGCACUGGUUUGCUUCACAGAUCGUAUGUCGCUGACUCUACCUUUAAGAAGACUGUCCGUUUAUCCCCUCAGCCUUUGCCGAGCUGCAGACAGACAUCCAUGAGUUGACCAGUGACCUGGACGGAGUGGGCAUCCCUUUCCUGGACUACAGGGCCUACACCAUGAGGGUCCUCUUCCCUGGCAUAGAGGAGCACCCUGUUCUUAGGGACCUGGAGGUAAGAGCUUCCAUGUCAACUGCCUGACCAAAUAUCACAACAGCUGCCCUAUCAUCUACCUGACUGAAUAUCACUUUCGUUUAGGUCCUAAACAUUGUUCGUCAUUAAAUCCCUGACAUAGAAAAAGUGCUUUCCAUCAAUGCAUUCUCAAUCAAAUAGAAAAAAAAUGUAAAAGUUUAAAAGUAAAUUACCGGCACAGUGGGGUUACGGGUGAAAUGAAAGCUGUCGUUGUUUGCGCUCAGGCUCGGUAAACAAAUAACACUGCCUUUCAUUAGGGCUUGACGCAGCGGUGCUCUUUUUUAAAACGCAGUCAAAUCUCCUGUUAGUAAUGGUAACAACAUGUGACAAGACGGUUUCUCAGAGCCGAGGACAAAUUAAAAGUCUAGCAGAGAGAAAAGCAAAACAACCCUGAACUGACAAGCCAGAUAUUUAAUCCCUAAUAACAAUGAUGGACAGUGAUAAUAUAACUUCUUCUAGCUGCGAGGCCCCCAUUUCACAGGCUCAGAGUUGACCAUGCGGGUGCCUGAUGAGAAUUCCCCGUUAUAAGAAAACAUAAUAAUGUUUUAAUUGGUAUAAAUGUCCCCUUAUAUGAGGGGGUUUAAUGCGAAAUGAAACCUAAUGAAAGUAGCAGUGGGCUCAUCUCUGGCUGGUGAUAGCUGGUUAAUUGUUAUUGAUGUGGGAGAUGAUACAGGAAAUAGCCCUUAUUGGGCUUGGAGCGAAUAAAGAGUGGAUGGGCAAUCUCAUAAUUUGUAGUGUGAAUUUGAUUGGACUGAAUAUCUCUCUCUCGCUCUCUCUUUUUGACAGGACUAGAGCUACCGCCAUUUCAUCUCAAUGGCUCAAAUUUACUAAUAUUAGCGACGACUCUAGGCCUACCUGUUAAAUCUGAAGAAGAUAUACAUUGUAUUUUUCCUCUGAGAAUAUGGAAAAUGUCUGCCUAUCUUUUCUCCUGCUUUUGUGAUAGUAAUCAGUAGGUGGGAUGUUGAAUGGGAAUGUUGUUUGAUUAUGGGGCUACAGUGGGAUGUUGAAUAGGAAUGUUGUUUGAUUAUGGGGCUACAGUGGGAUGUUGAUUGGGACUGUUGUUUGAUUAUGGGGCUACAGUGGGAUGUUGAAUAGGAAUGUUGUUUGAUUAUGGGGCUACAGUGGGAUGUUGAUUGGGACUGUUGUUUGAUUAUGAGGCUACAGUGGGAUGUUGAAUGGGACUGUUGUUUGAUUAUGGGGCUACAGUGGGAUGUUGAAUGGGACUGUUGUUCGAUUAUGGGGCUACAGUGGGAUGUUGAAUGGGACUGUUGUUUGAUUAUGAGGCUACAGUGGGAUGUUGAAUGGGACUGUUGUUCGAUUAUGGGGCUACAGUGGGAUGUUGAAUGGGACUGUUGUUUGAUUAUGAGGCUACAGUGGGAUGUUGAACUCACCGCUGAUGCGAACAGACAAGAGAGGAUGAACCACACAGCACACACAUCUCAACAAUCCUCCACUCUGUUCUCCUCUCUCUCUCUCUCUCUCUCUCUCUCUCUCUCUCUCUCGCGCUCUCUCUCUCUCUCUCUCUCUCUCUCUCUCUCUCUCGCGCUCUCUCUCUCUCUCUCUCUCUGUCUCUCUGCUCCUUGUGUAAUGUCAGACGUCAUGAAAUAGACUACUGUUUUAACAAUAGCUCUCGCACGGUGUAAACCGCUGAUGUUCCGUGUUCUCGGGGAAAGCGACGGCGAGGAAACAUGUGCCUCCUGACAGACGCAUCGCGUAGAGAGAGUGUUGCUCACUCCGAUCAAUCCUGACAGAUCAAAACAUUUAAUCUCUGUAGGUGCAAUCGCACGCCGACUGACUAGCGUAAACGGCGCGGGGACAAUUUCCGCCCGUGGAGGGGAAUACACCACACACGCGCUGCUUUCAUCUUGCGUUAGCUUUGAUGGGGAAGAACGUUCAUUGUUUGGAGUUAAAGAAAUAGGCAGGGCUCUCAAAAGACUUGGUUAAAUGUACUCUACCUUCCAUAAAACAAGUGCUAGGCAGAAUGCUCUCCCAGAUGUCCUCCUACGCCGACAUUCCGAGCUGGAAUCAUUAGCACACACUGUCAUUAGACAGAAUCAGGGCUGAAAGCUAAUUGAUCCAGUGGAGUGAUAGUGGCGUUGGCUGGAAUGGGUUCUAAGGCCAUGGAAUGAGUUCUUCCCCAUAGUCAGUCAGAGUCUGGAUGUUGUGAUGUCUGAUUCCUCUAGUGUUGGGUCCAUGUUAUUCCCAUGACUAGGGAUGUUGUGAUGUCUGAUUCCUCUAGUGUUGGGUCCAUGUUACUCCCAUGACUAGGGAUGUUGUGUUGCCAUGUUACACCCAUGACUUGGGCCAGGCAUUUUCUCUGACCAUGUGGUCCUUUGUAGCUCAAUUGGUAGAGCACAGCACUUGUAACACCAGGGUAGUGGAUUUGAUUCCCGGGACCACCUGUACCUAAAAUGUAUGCAUGCAUAACUGUAAGUCUCCUUGACCCCAGCAGUCUCUCUGUAUCUGAGACAACUGUGACCUCUGACCCUGAGACUCCUUUACCAUUGUCAUCUAACCAUAUCCCUCUCUCCUCCCUUUCCUCUCUUCUUUUUCUCCCUCUCUCCCAGGUGCCAGGCUACAGACAGGAGCAGGUGGAGAAGGGCCUGAAGCUGUUCGGCCAGCUCAUCAACAACAAGGUCUUCCUGCUCUCAUUCAUCCGCACGCUCGAGUCGCAGCGCGGCUUCUCCAUGCGCGACCGCGGCAACGUGGCCUCGCUCAUCAUGACAAUGCUGCAGAGCAAACUGGAGUACGCCACCGACGUCCUCAAGCACCUGCUCUCUGACCUCAUCGACCGCAACCUGGAGAGCAAGAACCACCCCAAGCUGCUGCUCCGAAGGUGAGGGGAGAAGUGUGUGUGUGUGACUCUCGUGAGCCUCUCGUGGGCCAUCUCUGGCCUCAUUAACACAGGCCUUGGCUCUGUCAUCGCCUCUCUGUGUCUGGUGAGAGAGGUGAGUGACAUCACUUCCCCAGAACACCUGCACAAACUCACACACACUUCUCCUCUCUCUCUCUGUCUCUCUCUCUCUCUCUCUCUCUCUCUCUCUCUCUCUCUCUCUAUCUCUCUCUCUCUCUCUUCAUCACUCUUCUCUCUCUCUCUCUAUCUCUCUAUCUAUUCCUCUCUUUAUAUCUCUCUCUCUCUAUCUCUCUAUCAAUACCUAUAUCUCUCUAUAUCUCUAUCUAUACCUCUCUCUUCUCUCUCUCUCUCUCUCUAUCUCUCUCUCUAUUGCUCUCUCUCUGUAUCUAUACCUCUCUUUAUAUCUCUCUUCUCUCUAUCUGCGACUGAGUGAAUGAUUGGGCCUUCGCAGAGCUCUUAAGCAUUUAUAAUAAUAUAAUAUAUAAUAUAUAAUAUGCCAUUUAGCAGACGCUUUUAUCCAAAGCGACUUACAGUCAUGCGUGCAUACAUUUUUAAUUUUUUUUGUGUAUGGGUGGUCCCGGGGAUCGAACCCACUACCUUGGCGUUACAAGCGCCGUGCUCUACCAGCUGAGCUACAGAGGACCACUUUUAAGAGGACCACCAGCUCUGAACAGCUGACUAAUGCUAACAUCAAUGUUGCAUUAGCUUUAUCCUACACAUUAACACUCAUAGAUUUCCACUCAAUGGUAAUGGACAACUGUUGCUGUGGGUUUGUUUUCCCUGUCCAAGCCUCUCUCAAUUGAUCAUUAAUACCAAUGUUCGUACUUCUUAUCCAAUUCUAACUCUCUAGAAUUGUCUGGUUUAUGCUAAAACAAAGAUAAGGAUAAAACACGUAUUCCCUUUGUAGUGCAUUACUUUUGACCAGGGCCCAUAGGGUGCCAUUUGGGAUGCACCCUUUGAAACUUGACUUUGUUGAAUUAGUGUAUUAGUCAAGCACCAAGCCGAUCAGGAGACUGAAAAGAUUUGGCAUGAUCCUCAGAUCCUCAAAAAGUCUACAGCUGCACCAUCGAGAGCAUCCUGACUGGUUGCAUCACCGCCUGGUAUGGCAACUGCUCGGCCUCCGACCGCAAGGCACUACAGAGGGUAGUGCGUACGGCUCAGUACAUCACUGGGGCCAAGCUUCCUGCCAGGACCUCUAUACCAGGUGGUGUCAGAGGAAUUGUCAAAGACUCCAGCCACCCUAGUCAUAGACUGUUCUCUCUGCUACCACAUGCCAAGCGGUACCGGAGCGCCAAGUCUAGGUCCAAAAGGCUUCUUAACAGCUUCUACCCCCAAGCCAUAAGACUCCCGAACAGCUAAUCAUGGCUACCCAGACUAUUGGCAUUGUUUUCUUUUCUUAAGGGCUUGUAAGUAAGCAUUUCACUGUAAGGUCUACACCUGUUGUAUUCGGCGCAUGAUGCAAAUAAAAUUUGAUUUGAUUUGUUUUGAUCGGCCAUGCCUGAUCGCUCCAUAUUCACUGUUUCACGGCGGUGACAUGUGGAAUUAACUUCAAUGACAUUCAAAUGAUCACUUUGUCUCAGAAUCAUGUACUGCUCUGACACGCACAUCAUUAGAAUAUAAUUAUGAUUAAUUAGCGGAGAACCAAUUAAAAAAUCUGUAAAAACCCUCACUUAUAUAAUAUAUAUAAUAUAAUAAUAAAUGGGAUUGUUCAAAUGGGAUUGUUAAAAGCCCUAGCUACUCCCCGCUCAAUCAACACUUCCCUGUGGGUCAGUCUGUAUCGUAUACACAGUACCACCACUUCAAUACAACAUAUCACCAUAUAUGGUGCUGGAGGUGUUGUGACCAUCUCGUUUACCCUUGAAAAAUACGUUUCCGUGUGGCCGUUGUCUCUGUGAGGGAUCACACAUUUGCUCAGGAUGCUCACUGCUCAGUCAGCCUCCCCAAUGAUUUGAUAGGCAUGUUGUAAAUUAAUUUCAUCUUCCUAAUUUCAAUUGCAAACCCUCCGUCCUCCCUCGGGCCAAAUCCUCCUCCCCAAUGAAGACACACAUAGAUUCCUCUGUUCGCUAGCUGUUCACUAACAUGGGAGCGUAUUGAGCGUAUCAUUGUGCCAGGGUUGUGUCAGAAAAUGAGCCCCAUAUUCACCUCAUGAAGGAGAAAUUUAACAGACAACGCUCUGAUGCGGCAUUUGAUUAAUGCUGUCUGGCCAAGGCAUGAUUAAUCGCACCCAGAGCUGGCAGAGCCAUUACUAGACAGUAAACAAUGGGGCUCUCCCUCCUUCAAUCCACAUGAAACAAUACUACAACUUACUAUAGAAUUCUGUAGUAAACUGUAGUAUACUGUAGAAUAAUAUACUAAACACUGUAGUAUCACUUGAUCAUGUGUAGUACUUACUAUAGAAUGUUGUAGUAUACUGUAGAAUAAUAUAGUAAAACUACAGUUUUAUCUGAAGAAAUAACACUGUAGUAAAUACUUGAGUAAUAUCCGCAAAGCACUACACUUUUUUUUUUACUAUAGUAAAUACUGCAUUAUUGAAUUUGCAUAUACCCAGUACAAUCCCCUCCCCCAAUUUGUGCCACUCAUAAGUGAGAAACCUACAUGACAAGUAUAUACCAUAUAUUGUGUUCCAGACAGGUUAUAGAAAAGAGCAGAAGCUCUGAACUAUCCAUUCAGACCCCAGUCCUGCCUACCUACAGGUUAUGGAAAAUGUGCUCUUUUAGUAUUUCUCCAGUAAGUUUCCUCAAGGAGAAAGCCUCCACUUCUAUGUCAUAGAUAAUAAAACAAAAACACUAUAGUAAAUACUACAGUUAUGUCCGCAAAAACACUACAGUAAAUACUACAGUAUACUACAGUCCGCAAAAACACUACAGUAAAUACUACAGUAUACUACAGUCCGCAAAAACACCACAAUAGUUACUUUAGUAUAUACUACAGUUUUCUUUUACUACUAUAGUUAACUGUAUAUACAGUAAAGUCUCUAAAAACACUACAGUGAACACUAUAGUAUUUAUACCAUAGUAUACUGUAGUAUUUUUUCAUGUGGGAUCCACUGGCAGCUCCAGAUGCAACAGAACAGCUCAGAGAGACACAGAACACGAAGCAGACAUCAAAGUCAUCUCAGACUAAAGGGGCUAGCUGUUGGAACACUACCAGACUAGAGGGGCUAGCUGAUGGAACACUACCAGAGCAGAGGGGCUAGCUGCUGGAACACUACCAGACUAGAGGGGCUAGCUGCUGGAACACUACCAGAAUAGAGGGGUUGAUGCUGGAACACUACCAGACUAGAGGGGCUAGCUGGUGGAACACUACCAGAAUAGAGGGGCUAUAUGCUGGAACACUACCAGACUAGAGGGGCUAGCUGAUGGAACACUACCAGACCAGGGGGGCUAGCUGCUGGAACACUACCAGACCAGAGGGGCUAGCUGCUGGAACACUACCAGAGCAGAGGGGCUAGCUGCUGGAACACUACCAGACCAGAGGGGCUAGCUGCUUGAACACUACCAGACUAGAGGGGCUAGCUGCUGCUGGAACACUACCAGACCAGAGGGGCUAGCUGCUGGAACACUACCAGACCAGAAGGGCUAGCUGAUGGAACACUACCAGACCAGAAGGGCUAGCUGAUGGAACACUACCAGACCAGAAGGGCUAGCUGCUGGAACACUACCAGAGCAGAGGGGCUAGCUGCUGGAAUACUACCAGACCAGAGGGGCUAGCUGCUGGAACACUACCAGACUAGAGGGGCUAGCUGCUGGAACACUACCAGACUAGAGGGACUAGAUGCUGGAACACUACCAGACUAGAGGGGCUAGAUGCUGGAACACUACCAAACCAGAGGGGCUAGCUGCUGCUGGAACACUACCAGACUAGAGGGGCUAGCUGCUGCUGGAACACUACCAGACCAGAGGGGCUAGCUGCUGGAACACUACCAGACCAGAAGGGCUACCUGAUGGAACACUACCAGACCAGAAGGGCUAGCUGAUGGAACACUACCAGACUAGAGGGGCUAGCUGCUGGAACACUACCAGAAUAGAGGGGCUAGAUGCUGGAACACUACCAGACUAGAGGGGCUAGCUGCUGGAACACUACCAGAAUAGAGGGGCUAUAUGCUGGAACACUACCAGACUAGAGGGGCUAGCUGGUGGAACACUACCAGACCAGGCGGGCUAGCUGCUGGAACACUACCAGAAUAGAGGGGCUAUAUGCUGGAACACUACCAGACUAGAGGGGCUAGCUGGUGGAACACUACCAGACCAGGGGGGCUAGCUGCUGGAACACUACCAGACCAGAGGGGCUAGCUGCUGGAACACUACCAGACUAGAGGGGCUAGCUGCUGCUGGAACACUACCAGACCAGAGGGGCUAGCUACUGGAACACUACCAGACCAGAAGGGCUAGCUGAUGGAACACUACCAGACCAGAAGGGCUAGCUGCUGGAACACUACCAGACCAGAAGGGCUAGCUGCUGGAACACUACCAGACCAGAAGGGCUAGCUGCUAGAACACUACCAGACUAGAGGGGCUAGCUGCUGGAACACUACCAGACUAGAGGGGCUAGCUGCUGGAACACUACCAGACUAGAGGGGCUAGCUGCUGGAACACUAUCAGAGGGAGAGGGACAUUAUGUCUCUGAUUUCUUAGUAACCAUUUCCAGGCACCAUUUUGCUUUUGUUUUAGCCCCAUUUGAGUGUUGAUAACCUGGUAAAUGCAAUGUUAAAUGUUGGCAUUAGGGUGAGGAAUUACAUUUUCUCUCAGGGGAUCAUUAAUGUUUAUCAAUUUGAUUAUAGACUGUGUUUAGGAGGUUACCUACCUACCUACCUACAUACCUACCUACCUACCUACCUACCUACCUACCUACCUACCUACCUACCUACCUACCUACCUACCUACCUACCUAACUUACUUACUUACUUACUAACUCCCUGAUCACUAACUGUGUUUCUAUACGUCUCCGGCAUGGCUUCUAACGUCUUCUCACACCAUCCUUCAAACCGCUUCCCUUCUCCUCUUCUGUUCAUCCAUUCAUGCCAUCCACAGCCCUCCAUGGCGGGUGCAAACUCCACCCAGCAGUCCUCCAACAUCCCAGCAUGCCUCUUUCAGUGUGUCUCUGUGAGGGCCAGCGGUGGGGCGUCACCCUCAGUAAUGGGCUAACUGUUAACUGCUAGCGCUAACACACACACAGUCACCCUCAGUGUGGAGGCUAACUGUUAGCCGCUUGUUCUAACACAAACAGUCAUCCUCAGUGUGGACGCUAACUAUUAGCCGCUUGUUCUAACACAAGCGGUCACCCUCAGUGUGGAGGUUAACUGUUAGCCGCUUGUUCUAACACACGCGGUCACCCUCGGUGUGGAGGCUAACUUUUAGCUGCUAGCGCUAACACACACUCACAGACUUGCUGCUUGGUCCUGGAUACCCGCCCAAAAUAGACGAGACACCCAGACUCACUCAGCUGUGUUGGGAAGGCUUCAUCUGGGCUCGGAGUAACACCCCCUCCCCUCCCUCUCUCUAUCUCUCCCUUUCUCCUCCCUCUGUGUCCUCACAAUCUCCCUCUCCCUCUCUCUCUCUCUCUCUCUCUCUCUCUCUCUCUCUGUCUCCCUCUCUCUCUCUGUCUUGCUCUCUCUCUCUCGCUCUCUCUCUCUCUCUUUCUCUCUCUCUCUGUCUUCCUCUCUCUCGCUCUCUCUCUCUCCAUCUCUGUCUCUCGCUCUAUCCAUCUAUCUCCCGCUCUCUCUCUACCCUCCUCCCUCUGCGCAGGCCAUCUCUCUUUCUCUCUCUUUCCUCCCUCCCUCCUUGUCUAUUUACUUGAUUACUAAAUCAAUGCUCAAAGUGCAUAAGCAGGGCAUCUUUGGCACUGUGUCCAGACCAGCUUCCCAUCACCGCUUCCAAGAAAACCUCUCCUCCACUCUCCUCUCCCGCAUUUCUCUACAUCCCCACAUCCCCAUCUGCCUCGUCUCAACCUCAGCUGAAGCACACCACCAGGCAAACUAACUAACGAGAGACUUCCACAACCAUCUGUCGCAUUUCUGCGCCUUCCUCUCCUCCGUCAGCCCCCUCUACUCCCUCCAUCCCCCCCUCGCAUGCACCCUCUCAUCCUCCUUCUCUUCAUGCAUACUGAAAUAGCUGCUAAACCUUUUCCACAGCUCCGAUUUUUUCCACCCAUCUAUGAUACAAUAUAUCAGAAAAAAAUAGGGGCUUUAAUUAUUUCCUUUUACCAGCAACCUUCCAUCUGCCCCUCCUGAUACACAUACACACACACACACACACACACACACACACACACACACACACACAGGGGAUAAUAAUCAGUAGGAGCUAAAGGUCCUCUGAUUAUACUGUGAGGAUUAUCUCAGUAGUGCUAGUAGGAAGACGUCAGCGACAGCACUGAGACUGCUCUACGUCCCAAUGGUACCCUAUUCCCUGUGUAGGGCACUACUUUUGAUCAGGGAUGUUGUCAAAAGUAGUGCACUAUAUAGGAAAUAGGGUGCCAUUGGGAACGCAACCUGUGCUCUGCGUCAGACAGCCAAUCUUCUCCCCAGGAGCCCGAGUGGGAAAUUGAAAUCAUUUCUGACUUCACGCUGUGGUGCUUUAACACGUUGGACUGGAGGAGGGGGCGUGGCGAGCAGCAGAGCUCCAACGCAGCUGUGUGUUUGGUUAACAGAGAAAGGCCUUGUGAACCCCCCUGCACUUCACAUGUACUCUCCCAAAGGCUCAUCAGCACACCUGGCCGCUGGAGCAUACCAAAGUUGCGAUAGGGGGAUGUACUUGCCCCAGAGGAGGGUAGAGUGAAAAAUGUUAUCACUGAGAAUUCUGUCCUUUAACAUCUUAUUGAUUUUAAAAGCUUAUCUAUCACAAUCAACAAAGCCCUAGGACGAUAUGAUAUACAGAACCCUCAUUAAUGAUCUAUGGUAUCAAAACUUUGUUUGUAAGCCACAUCUCUUGUUUCAGCACACAUGCCUCAAACUAAAUAAUGGUUCAGUUUAUCAUGCAUUUAUGAUCAGUGUGAUGCCAGAUGCCAGUAAAGAAAUGUAUUUGGGAUGAGUGGGAGAGCUGUGAAGAUUCAUCAAGCGUUAAGCCUCCCUUUUAUAGAGCAUGGCUCUGCACGACAUAAUAAUGCAUCCCCCCGCAUCUGCCAUCCAGUAAUUCUCUGGUUCCCAUCUCAUGUGCAGAGGCAAAACGACUGCUCUGUAAUCAGGGGGAACUAAAUACCGACAAGUUGACUCGGUUUCAGAUACAUUUUUUGGCAGUGUAAACCCUAUAGGCAGGGCUUGGUUAGAGGACAGCAUGAGGACUCCCUAUAGGCAGGGCUUGGAUAGAGGACGGCAUGAGGACUCCCUAUAGGCAGGGCUUGGAUAGAGGACGGCAUGAGGACUCCCUAUAGGCAGGGCUUGGAUAGAGGACGGCAUGAGGACUCCCUAUAGGCAGGGCUUGGAUAGAGGACGUCAUGAGGACUCCCUGUGGGGCCGUGCCAAAACAGAUCAUUCCUGGAGGGCCUGGUUUACACUGCCAAAAACACACACAGUUACACAGGUACACACACACCUUUCUGAACACAUUAUUUUAGAACACACACUAAAGAACAUAAACAGAAUGUGUGUUGUGAGCAAUAAGAGGAGGAAAGGAGGGAGCUGGAAGAGGAGAUAAAGACUCAGCCAAGUCAUUCUGUUAUUCUUCCCUCCCUCCAUCUCCACCUCUCCCUUUUACACUCUCUUUUCAUCCCUUUGAUUGAUGUCCUGAAUUUGUCAACAUGAAGACCAUUUGGAAGUGUGCAUGAUUACAAAGAAGGGGACAGGGUCUGAGGGGAGAGGAGGGAGAGAGAAUGAAGGAGUGGAGGGGAGGAUUAGAGCGAGGGACACAUGAAAGGAAAGAUGAAACGUGACCUCCCUGACCCCUGGAGCCGAGGACUCUCUCACCCCCAAGCAGAGCAGGAAGUUAAUCCCAUCCAGGUGUUGUGCCAAUUCUGGUUGGCAGGGGGUGCCAGGCCCGGCCUAUUGGCACAGCGGGCACAAGCCUCCGUCUCUCAAUGCGAUGGUCCUCUUAAGAGGGGCCAGGGGGGCUCUGAGAGGAGGGGCAAGGGGGGGCUGCAGGUGGCAGCCGGACGACAGGGGGGGACAAGGAGGGGUGCACACACACACAAUGGCCUAAUCCUGAAAUAUUGAUGCCUGUGCCCAUGCCUCAUUGAGGUGGUGGGGUGAGGAGGGGGUUCUUGGCAGAUUAGCCACCACACAGGAGCCAGAGACAUGUCAAAGGAUAUCCGAUCCCCGCCUUUCAGACCCCGCUGUUUGUUAUUGUGCGCAUGUAUAUUAUCCAUUCACACGGUAUGGCCGCCUGUGGCAGCCCAGUGAACGGUGCCCCGAUUAGUCAUGCCAGUGGAGUGCCCACCCCGGCAUGAGAGACAGAACAUAACAGAGAGAGAAAGAGAGCAGGGCGAUGGAUGUAUGCAUUCACUUUCUAUUGUAACGGGAUGUGCUGUGUCGUCCCAGACAGUGGGUGUGAAUGGGCUGUGGAGGGAGGGGUUAAUAAUGAGGCCAGCAUUAUUACAGGCCCUUCUAAUGAUAUCAAUCCCAUCGGGAUCAAAUAAAGGUUUUAAUUGCUUUCUCUUGUAUUAAGACCCCGGCGUAGAUUAGGUGCCCUUGGCGUGCCUGAAAAUAACAGGCAUAGACCGGAAGAUUGGGGGCCUUUAGAAGUGAGAGACAAAUGUUUUUGCAAUAAUGUUUGUGUAACAAAAGCCCCUAUUCAUUACUACAGUCAUCGUUUUGUGGGGAAUAUUUGAUGAUCAUAUUGAAUAUUUAUGAUGGUGAUAUUAUAGAGUUGUGCGGGAUGGUGUGUUCAUGGAAUGUCUCUCUUUAUUUCAGGACGGAGUCUGUGGCAGAGAAAAUGCUGACUAAUUGGUUCACCUUCCUGCUCCACAAGUUCUUAAAGGUAAAUUAACUUUUAAAUGUCUGCAUAGAGUUUACUCUUAUACAUUCUGCUUUGCUAACCCAUUCAUCUCCUCUAGCUUCAUGUCUGUGAGAGUGUGUCAUUUGGUAAAGUGUGUGUGUGUGUGUGUGUGUGUGUGUGUGUGUGUGCAUUACCCCUUCUCUGUCAAUACUCUUUUAUCCCUCUAUUCCAUCUCUUGACUGUCCAGCAGUGUGUGUUUAGUUUUCCUUGCCCAGUUGUGUAUCCAAUCUAGCUUGUGGAUUCUACUGUAUCCAUGUCAGAACCCCAGUCUCCUGUCAGGCAUGUAUGGGGCGGGGCGCCUGCUCUCUCUCUGAGACAUGAGUGAUGUCACCUCCCUCCGUUAUAACUCCUCUAACACUCAUCCCUCUCUCUCAGGCCAGAGGGGAGGAGUGGAGACACUGAUGGAUGACACAUCUUCUCCUUUUGAUUAACAACAGGGUUUUUGGAAAGGGCUUUGGCAAUUGGCCAACGUUAGCCUCUCUUUUGAUCUAUCAUUCAAACUUCUCCAAACCCGAGUUCUCAUCUCAGCAGUAGUUCUACUUCUGGCGUGGACCGUACUGUAUAAAUUGGCUUAUUUAUGUGGCAAAGCUGUAGAGAUUUUUCCUGGUCUGAUCACAUGGUCAGGAAGACUUCUGGGCCUUUAACUUACUUAACACAUUUUCAACUUCUGGGCCUUUAACUUACUUAACACAGUUUCAACUUCUGGGUCUUUAACUUACUUAACACAUCUUCAACUUCUGGGCCUUUAACUUACUUAACACAUCUUCAACUUCUGGGCCUUUAACUUACUUAACACAUCUUCAACUUCUGGACCUAUAACUUACUUAACACAUCUUGAACUGUGUCCUAGACUUAUUAACUAAAUGCAAAACACAGAAUGUUUGUUUUGUACUUACUUGCGUCACAUAGAGCUUGACACAGACUGACACCAACCUCUCUCUCUCUGUCUUUCCCCCUCCCUCCUCCCCCCUCCCACCUCCCUCCCUCCCUCCACCCCCCUCCCCCCUCCCUCCCUCCCUCCCUCCCUCCCUCCCUCCCUCCAUCUCUACAGGAGUGUGCAGGUGAACCCCUCUUCUCCCUCUUCUGUGCCAUCAAGCAGCAGAUGGAGAAAGGUCCCAUCGACUCAAUCACUGGCGAGGCGCGCUACUCGCUCAGUGAGGAUAAGCUCAUCAGACAGCAAAUCGACUACAAGACGCUGGUAAGGGGGGCAAGGGGCUGGGGUAGGAACUACAUUUUGUGGGGUGGGGAGGGGAAGGAAGGGGUUAUUGGCAGAAGGACCGUAAGACACUGUAACAUCCCACCACCCGCCUCCUUUCACAACUGACAGGAAGAGGGCACACUGACCUCACUUUCUUUUGGAGACCGGAGCUGACAGAGGAGGGAAGAGGCAGAGAAGAGGGGGGAGGAAGCGAGGGGGAGGAGGUAGGAGGCAGGAAAGAGGAGAAUGAGGUGAGGGGGAGGCGGUGAGGGGGAGGAGACAGGGAAGAGGGGGAGGAGGUGAGGAAGAGGGGGAGGAGGCCAGGAAGGAUGUAGGAGGCCAGGAAGAGGGGAAGGAGGUGAGGGGGAGGCGGCAGGGAAGAGUGGGAGGAGGUGAGGAAGAGGGGGAGGAGGAGGAGGCCAGGAAGAGGGGGAGUAAGCAAGGAAGAGGGGGAGGAGGUGAGGAAGAGGGGGAGGAGGUGAGGAAGAGGGGGAGGGGUGAGGAAGAGGGGGAGGAGGUGAGGAAGAGGGGGAGGAGGUGAGGAAGAGGGGGAGGAGGAGGAGGCCAAGAAGAGGGGGAGGAGGUGAGGAAGAGGGGGAGGAGGUGAGGAAGAAGGGGAGGACGUGAGGAAGAGGGGGAGGAGGUGAGGGAGAGGGGUAGACUGUGCAGUGACAUUUUCGUGCCUUGCGUUCUCUGAGAAGGUUGUUUCCCUGUCUGCUGGUCUCUCUUUCUGUUCUAUUCUGAUCACCUUCAUUCCUCUCCUCCACCACUGUGACCUGAGCUGACUGUCAGAGAGAAGACAAUACACCCAGCCAGACAGUUUGUUACUCGCUCCCCUCAAUGUUUCUGUCGGACAAAUCAAACCAUUCCCAGGAAGUACACAGUGUGUGCUCAGAUAGCUUGGGUUAAUGUAGAGUUAUUUCAGUUGGCCGUGAGAUACAGUAUCUCUGUCUCAAUCAAUCUAGAAGGAUUGAUGAUGGAACGGCCCUUUUACAACAUGUAAUUAUCUGCCCAACGAUAGCGGUAUAGAACUGUACUGGGAACAGCAUAGGACCGUAAAGUAUUUUAUUUCCUCUUUCUUAUGUAAAUGGCCUCCUUCUUUCCCUUUGACCAUGUAAUUACAUCUGGCUAGAGCCUCAAUGGCGUCGAUGAUGAUGAUGAUGAUGAUGAUGAUGAUGGCUGAUGUAUUCACCGUGAAUGAUGAUGACCGUGCGAUGAUAAUAAUUAGCUUGUUAACCGCUCAUCGACUCAAGGUAUCCAUGCCGUGUCAGACUGCGCCCCCUGGGAUGCCAAUUUCUCUGAAUACCCAUUUAGAUUACAGCAAUUACAGGAAAGACUUUCACCAGACUUGACAGACACAGAAUGUCCCCUUUCAAACCUGAUAUCCAAUGACCACGCCAUAGUUUAAUCAUCGUCAUCCCACAGAAUGUGUCUCCCUCUCCAAAUAUAAUUAUCAACUGAGACACAGCAUACCUGAAUCCCUCAUUAACUCUUGAUAUGGUUCUCUAUUCAAUAGAAAAAAUACCUGUCCCUGUUCUCUACAGGUGGUGAACUGCAUCCACCCAGACAAUGAGAAGAGCCCUGAGAUCCAGGUGAAGGUGUUGAACUGUGACACCAUCAGCCAGGUGAAGGAAAAGAUCCUGGACGCCAUCUACAAGAACGUUCCCCACUCCCACAGACAGAAGGCCUCUGACAUGGACCUAGGUAAGAUCCCCUCUCAUCAUGACCUGCAGAAACAUCACCAGGGUCACGUUUAUUAGGGCACUCUGUAGCAAAAUGUUUUGCAAUGGAAAACGAAAACAUGCGUUUCUUAUUGGAAAUCUGUUCGGGACCGUUUUUGUACCGUUUUGUGCCGAGUGAAUACAAGUCUGAUCAGUCAAUGAGCCCCUUUUUCUACAGCAACCAUAUACGGGUAGAAAUUGAGAAAAUGUUCCCUGGAGUUGAAAAUGUUAACAAGAUAAAACUUCUGGAAUUAUUAUUGCAAAUAUAUAUUGUAUCUUCUGCUUUUAAUUGACGAGCACCAAGUUAUUUUUCCAUUACGUGGACAAGUCGGUGUUGAUCAGCCUUCAUUUAUUGAACAUUUGGAGGCCAUUUUGAGAGUUCUCAUGUGCCUCUACACCAGGGGUGUCAAACUCAUUCCAUGGAGGGCCUAGUGUCUGCUGGUUUUUGGUUUUUCCUUUCAAUUAAGCCCUAGACAACCAGGUGAGGGGGAGUUCCUUACUAAUUUGUGACCUUAAUUCGUCAAUCAAGUACAAGGAAGGAGCGACAACCCGCCGACACUCGGCCCGACGUGGAAUGAGUUUGACACCUGUGCUUUACACCCAUUAAUUCUCAAGACUUAUCCUUCAAAUUACCGCAGUGUUCAGUGAGACUAAAGAGCAGCCUCCCUCCCUAGACCUCAGGAGAGUUGAGUCCAGCAGACCUCUCCACUCUGGCUCCUAUGACUGGUGCUGUGUGAUUGUUCUAUUUCCUCCACAACUCCCCAUCGAUCCAGCCCUGUUGACCACAUUCUGACUCACAUGAUUGAUCAAAUAAUCAAUGGAGAGGCUCUCAGAUCGCCAAACCUCCUCAAUCUUUAUUUUUCUUUCUGUGAAAAGCUCGAAGAGAUCGGCUUUCUUUUCUUUCUCUUCAGCUUUCUCUUCUUCUCUCUCUCUUUCUUCCUGUUCUCAGUAGACUGGGUUGUCAUUUUCUUCACCAAGGUUAUUUCCUAAUGGUGUUAUAAGACAACUAAUUGUCUUUGUUUGUAGUCGUGAGGAGUGGUAAGCUGAUAUGCUCCCCCAGUACAAUCCCAUUCUACUAGAUGAAGACAUGUCUCUCAGUCUCACAAUAUAACAUCCUCACACUACAUUUUCCGGCUGCGCGGCCUAUCACGACUAAAUUCUUCUUAGUAAUAGUAUAUUUAUAAUGGCAUAUGGAGCUGUGAUGGGGGAAUGUCUCUCUGAUAAGUGAAGAGAUUGGUUUAGCUUUUUGGCGAGCGCUCCGGUGUGAAAUUGUUUAAUGGCGCCCACCGGGCAGUGUGUUGUGUUAUUAUUGUUUGUUAUUAUUAUAGGGAAUUGGACAUUUGUCUGAGGGGGAGCUUCUCACUGCAUGUCCUCACUGCGUCUGGGGGGGGGGGGGGGGGGGGCAUUGGGACUACAAGAAGUCGUUUAGGAAGAAAUGGGUGUAUAUAAAAGACAAUAGGUAGAAGGAUAUUAUAGAAUGGAACGGUCCAUUCAGGGGGAGAGGAAGCAUCUCUGCAUGAUUCCACUAACAGAUCAACGGGCCUCCCAAGUCCGGACAAACUCCUCCCCCAACCUCCUCCCCCAUAUUGACAAUCCUCAGUUUCCAUCUUGCAGGCUCUCCUGAAAACAAAUUUGACAAGAGUUUUUCUGUCCCAGGUAUUGUUUUUAAUUCCCCAUGCCGGGUCCCCAUGAGGGAGGCACGAUAGGAGGGGACGGCGUGAGAACCAAUCCAAGCAAGACCUGCUUUGUGUGUGUGUGUGUGUGGGAAGGUAUAGGUACGUGUGUGAGGGUGUGAGGGUGGGGGGAGUGCAUUGUGUAUGUGUAUGUGUGUGUGUGCGUGAGUAUGCUGUAUGUGUGUGUGUCUAUGCAUGUGUGUAUGCAGCCAUGCAUGUCUUUGUGUACAUGUGUGUGCUGCUUCCCCCUCUGCAGUAUCACAACACUACCUCAAUAACCUUCACUGCUUCCCCCUCUGCAGUAUCACAAUACUACCUCAAUAACCUUCACUGCUUCCCCCUCUGCAGUAUCACAACACUACCUCAAUGAUCUUCACUGCUUCCCCCUCUGCAGUAUCACAAUACUACCACAAUAACCUUCACUGCUUCCCCCUCUGCAGUAUCACAAUACUAACUCAAUAACCUUCACUGCUUCCCCCUCUGCAGUAUCACAACACUACCUCAAUAACUUUCACUGCUUCCCCCUCUGCAGUAUCACAAUACUACCUCAAUAACCUUCACUGCUCCCCCCUCUGCAGUAUCACAACACUACCUCAAUUAUCUUCACUGCUUCCCCCUCUGCAGUAUCACAACACUACCUCAAUAACCUUCAAUGCUUCCCCCUCUGCAGUAUCAAAAUACUACCUCAAUAACCUUCACUGCUUCCCCCUCUGCAGUAUCACAAUACUACCUCAAUAACCUUCACUGCUUCCCCCUCUGCAGUAUCACAACACUACCUCAAUAAUCUUCACUGCUUCCCCCUCUACAGUAUCACAAUACUACCUCAAUAACCUUCACUGCUUCCCCCUCUGCAGUAUCACAAUACUACCUCAAUAACCUUCACUGCUUCCCCCUCUGCAGUAUCACAACACUACCUCAAUAAUCUUCACUGCUUCCCCCUCUACAGUAUCACAAUACUACCUCAAUAACCUUCACUGCUUCCCCCUCUGCAGUAUCACAAUACUACCUCAAUAUCCACUGCUUCCCCCUCUGCAGUAUCACAAUACUACCUCAAUAACCUUCACUGCUUCCCCCUCUGCAGUAUCACAACACUACCUCAAUAAUCUUCACUGCUUCCCCCUCUACAGUAUCACAAUACUACCUCAAUAACCUUCACUGCUUCCCCCUCUGCAGUAUCACAAUACUACCUCAAUAACCUUCACUGCUUCCCCCUCUGCAGUAUCAAAAUACUACCUCAAUAACCUUCACUGCUUCCCCCUCUGCAGUAUCACAAUACUACCUCAAUAACCUUCACUGCUUCCCCCUCUGCAGUAUCACAACACUACCUCAAUAAUCUUCACUGCUUCCCCCUCUACAGUAUCACAAUACUACCUCAAUAACCUUCACUGCUUCCCCCUCUGCAGUAUCACAAUACUACCUCAAUAACCUUCACUGCUUCCCCCUCUGCAGUAUCACAACACUACCUCAAUAAUCUUCACUGCUUCCCCCUCUACAGUAUCACAAUACUACCUCAAUAACCUUCACUGCUUCCCCCUCUGCAGUAUCACAAUACUACCUCAAUAUCCACUGCUUCCCCCUCUGCAGUAUCACAAUACUACCUCAAUAACCACUGCUUCCCCCUCUGCAGUAUCACAAUACUACCUCAAUAACCACUGCUUCCCCCUCUGCAGUAUCACAAUACUACCUCAAUAACCACUGCUUCCCCCUCUGCAUUAUCACAAUACUACCUCAAUAACCACUGCUUCCCCCUCUGCAGUAUCACAAUACUACCUCAAUAACCACUGCUUCCCCCUCUGCAGUAUCACAAUACUACCUCGAUAACCUUCACCUUCACUGUAGGAGCUCCGAUGUUCUGGAAUCCCUCCACUCCCCAAAGCCCUUAUCUACUACACUGGGCUCCACACAGAGACAGACCUGGGAGGAUUGGGAAAUAGGGGCAAUCUCAUCUUACUCUGGUUCUCCAAGUUCAUCCUUUCUUUCUUCUCCUUUUUUCCAAUUCCCUCUCUCCUCUUUCUUGGGUUUGUUUACGCUGGCCCAACUGGAGACUCAGUUUAUUUGCAUGUUGAUAGAAACAUGUACAGUACAGAGAGAAAACAAUAGGAGGCUUUGUAUUUCCUGGAGAUUUCUGAUGCCAAAGUUAUUCUCCUCACCCCUCCUAGGACGUGUUUCAUCAUCCGCCCGGUGAUUGCUGCUUUGUUAGUCUAUUUGUGAUUGGAAUAGGAGAUGACAGUGGCCGACGCCAGGCGGGAACAACACCGAAACAGUGACACAUUCUUAUAUAAGCUCAAUUGCAGCAGACAAAAGAAUAUCACCUCCUUGUUUGUUUUCCACAAUAUAUUUUAUUUUCAUUAUAAUGUGAGGGAAUACAGUGGUGGAGUUUCUCUAGAGUGGUGGGGUGGCAUAUUUGGUAUGUCUUUGGGGUGGCAUAUCUCUUGGAGGUGGUGUGGUGUUGUAUCUCGAGUGGGUGUGGUGGUGUGGUUUCUCUUGGAGGGUGCGGUGGUUGGAUUUCUCUUUAGGAUGCUGUGGUGGGGUAUCGCCUGAGGGUGCAAUGGUGUGGUAUCUCUAGCUGAGACUGAAAGUCCAGCUGAAUGGGGUAGCGGUGGUGUGGUCUCUCUUGGAGGGUGCGGUGGUGUGGUUUCUCCUGCCCUAGCUAGUUCCCAGUAAUGACAAUAACAGGCGGUUCAGCAGGGGGCUUAGCGCUGGUCGAUGGUGGAGAGCACUCAGCGUGGGGGCCGGCGGCCCGCCACAGAUGAAAGAGGAAGUAGUUCCUCAGCUAGCAGCGGUAAUCACACCCAUUGAUCGAGAGGGCCCGGCGAAGGCCCCCGAUCCGCUCUCUAUCAAAGAGCAGAGUGGGUGAUUAAUUUCCCUCCCUUUCUUUUCCCUCUAUCUCUUCUUGUCCUCUCUCUUGCCACUAAGACUUGUUCUCACACUUGUUCUACUUCUCGGUAUCACUACUUUGUAUCCUGGGAAUCUCAUGCUGGCCUCAAAGGAAGGAUUCCAGGAACUCCAGAUCUGUUUCACUGUAGCCCCUCGCCUUCUCUCCUCACUGUCCAGACAAACAUGGCUCCUUCAGAACCGGUGUGUGUGUGACGCAGGUUGACGUUCACUGUCAUGGAUCUUGCCCUGGAGGCAGAACUGAGUGAUUUUCACUAAAUGGGCCAGCUAGAAAGUCAAAAUUGGCUUUAUUUUAAAUAUUCAUGAAAACUAAAAUUUGCUUUUUGGUGUUAAUUUGAGGUUAGGGUUAGGCAUUAGGGUUAGCAGUGUGGUUAAUGUUAGGGUUAGGUUUAAAAUCAGAUUUUAAGACUUUGUGGCUGCGCCAAUCAGUGACCACUCUACAGAGCUGCCUCCAGGGCAAGAUUCAUGACAAUAAAUGCCAACCUGAGUGUGUGACAUCAAUCGAGUGUACAAAAAGAGAGCGUGACAUCGAUUCUCUAUGUGAUAGUGAUCACUGUAUCUAGUGGAAAAGGUCAUUCUGUGCAGGCUGGAUAUAAAUCUGUCUUUCUCCCUAUAGUGACUUAACCCAUCUUUACCUUUGCCCCCUCACAGAGUGGCGCCAGGGCAGAGGUCAGCGUACGAUCCUGAUGGAUGAAGACCUCUCCACCAAGAUCGAGAGUGACUGGAAGAGACUCAACAUGCUUACUCACUACCAGGUACAUGCAUCAAAAUCAAGAACACACAUAUCUACAUUCUGACUUAUUACCAGGUACAUGCAUCACUAUCUAGAACACACAUAUCUAUACUACCAGGUACAUGCAUCACUAUCUAGAACACACAUAUCUAUACUACCAGGUACAUGCAUCACUAUCUAGAACACACAUAUCUAUACUACCAGGUACAUGCAUCACUAUCUAGAACACACAUAUCUAUACUACCAGGUACAUGCAUCACUAUCUAGAACACACAUAUCUAUACUACCAGGUACAUGCAUCACUAUCUAGAACAUAUAUAUGCUACCAGGUACAUGUAUCACUAUCUAGAACACACAUAUCUAUACUACCAGGUACAUGCAUCACUAUCUAGAACACACAUAUCUAUACUACAAGAUACAUGCAUAUCUACAGGUGGAGUCAUACCCAAGUUCACUCAGGACGGAGAGGGUAUACCCUAGAAGUAUAAUUAAUUGUAUUUCUAUAGGUUACACUGAUUUAUAGGGGAGAGGAUUGAAGAUAACUCCCAAUACGCUGUACCGAAGGGACUGGUCAUUUGCUAGCAUACCAACAAAGUAUGUUUGAGACAAGCAAAACUGAUGAAUGAAAUGAACUGUAGUUUGUUUUCCCCUCCAGUUUGUAUUUGCAAUAUCCAAACUAAACUAUUCCCUCUCAUAGUGUAUAGUACAGCGUGGUGCAUCAUGUUUCCAUGUAAAUAUUAUGCUGCAGUGUUCAGUUUGAGGUAAACCCAUGGUCCAGAUUAGUCUCUAAUCAUUAGAGUAUCCACUUCCAGGUAAAUACAUGUUUGAGAUGAUUGACUUCCAGGUACUACCAUAAUGUUGACGGUACACUAGAUAAAUUCAUAUUGCACACCCACACACAGGUAAACUCACUCCACUCGAGUGUCAUUCCAUUUCAGGGUAAACAUUUUCAGCUAAUCAGCCAGUCAAAAUACUGGCCCAACCUCAUAAAUGUUUCAUCAAAUAGAUUACCCUGUAAAGGUCUCUUUGUAAAACACACACACAACACUCACGGCUCUUUCUCAUAUAGACCUCCUGAUCUCAUCAGACAGAGCCGGAGGGAGAUUUGUGUUUUGAGUUUGUUUAUUUGUUUAACUGAUUCUAUCUGUACCGCCUGCCUCACCAUAUCUCCCUCUCUUCUCCUCCCUCUCCUCCCACCUCCCUCGCUUCUCCAGCCUUCUGAGUUCAUCAGUCACUCUCUUUGUUGUUUCUGUUUACAAACGCCGCCGUUCGACAGACAAACACCUUCACCCACUACCACAUUGAUUUCCUCCCAAACACUGAAGGAAACAGAAACUCAUUAAAAAUCGGACUUUGAUUAGAACUCCUCAAGUCAGAGUUGACGGUAGGAAAGCACCUAAACUAAUAUAACAAGAGUAAAAGUUCGAAAGAGACUAGAGAGGCUUCACAACAUUUACAUUACAUUUUAGUCAUUUAGCAGACGCUCUUAUCCAGAGCGACUUACAGGAGCAAUUAGGGUUAAGUGCCUUGCUCAAGGGCACAUUUACGUCAUUUAGCAGACGCUCUUAUCCAGAGCGACUUACAAAUUGGUGCAUUCACCCUAUAGCCAGUGGGAUAACCACUUUACACUUUUUUUUUUGGGGGGGGGGGUAGAAGGAUUACUUUAUCCUAUCCCAGGUAUUCCUUAAAGAGGUGGGGUUUCAAAUGUCUCCGGAAGGUGGUGAGUGACUCCGCUGUCCUGGCGUCGUGAGGGAGCUUGUUCCACCAUUGGGGUGCCAGAGCAGCGAACAGUUUUGACUGGGCUGAGCGGGAACUAUGCUUCCGCAGAGGAAGGGGAGCCAGCAGGCCAGAGGUGGAUGAACGCAAUGCCCUCGUUUGGGUGUAGGGACUGAUCAGAGCCCGAAGGUACGGAGGUGCCGUUCCCCUCACUGCUCCAUAGGCAAGCACCAUGGUCUUGUAACGGAUGCGAGCUUCAACUGGAAGCCAGUGGAGUGUGCGGAGGAGGGGGGUGACGUGAGAGAACUUGGGAAGGUUGAACACCAGACUGUCAGGUUGUGUCUACGUACACAACCUGACAGUAUUGCACACGUGUUGUGUUCAAUCAUGUUGGUUUAUGUUGUUGAUGUGUAGGACUGAUGAUGCCGUCGGAUCAGUCAGGCAGAAUGUUUUUCAGAGUCGUGUAUCAGUCCGUUUCAAUAAUGUCUGAUGGCCGCAGACAAAGGGAACAGGAAGAAGAAGGAGAAUCCUGUUUUAGCUGGCUUAAAAAGCCUCUGUGUAGCUACUGAAUGAACACACACAUUAUUUUACACUUCUAAAUGGACUACAGUGGCUUGGGAAAGUAUUCACCCCCCUUGGCAUUUUUCCUAUUUUGUUGCCUUACAACCUGAUUUUUGGGGGGGUUGUUUCAUUUGAUUUACACAACAUGCCUACCACUUUGAAGAUGCAAAAUAUUUUUUCUUGUGAAACAAUCAAGAAAUAAGACACUAAAACAGAAAACUUGAGCGUGCAUAACUAUUCACCCCCCCAAAGUCAAUACUUUGUAGAGCCAAUUUUUGCAGCAAUUACAGCUGCAAGUCUCUUGGGGUAUGUCUCUAUAAGCUUGGCACAUCUAGCCACUGGGAUUUUUGCCCAUUCUUCAAGGCAAAACUGCUCCAGCUCCUUCAAGUUGGAUGGGUUCCGCUGGUGUACAGCAAUCUUUAAGUCAUACCACAGUUUCUCAAUUGGAUUGAGGUCUGGGCUUUGACUAGGCCAUUCCAAGACAUUUAAAUGUUUCCCCUUAAACAUUUUAGUCAUUUAGCAGACGCUCUUAUCCAGAGAGACUUACAGUUAGUGAAUACAUAUUUUUUUAUACUGCCCCCCCGUGGGAAACGAACCCACAACCCUGGCGUUGCAAACGCCAUGCUCUAUCAACUGAGCUACAUCCCUGCCGGCCAUUCCCUCCCCUACCCUGGACAACGCUGGGCCAAUUGUGCGCCGCCCAUGAGUCUCCCGGUCGCGGCCGGCUGCGACAGAGCCUGGAUUCGAACCAGGAUCUCUAGUGGCACAGUUAGCACUGCGAUGCAGUGCCUUAGACCACUGCGCCACUCAGGAGCCCUUAAACCACUUGAGUGUUGCUUAAGCAGUAUGCUUAGGGUCAUUGUCCUGCUGGAAGGUGAACCUCUGUCCCAGUCUCAAAUCUCUGGAAGACUGAAACAGGUUUCCCUCAAGAAUGUCCCUGUAUUUAGCGCCAUCCAUCAUUCCUUCAAUUCUGACCAGUUUCCCAGUCCCUGCCGAUGAAAAACAUCCCCACAGCAUGAUGCUGCCACCACCAUGCUUCACUGUGGGGAUGGUGUUCUCGGGGUGAUGAGAGGUGUUGGGUUUGCGCCAGACAUAGCGUUUUCCUUGAUGGCCAAAAAGCUUAAUUUUAGUCUCAUCUGACCAGAGUACCUUUUUCCAUAUGUUUUGGGAGUCUCCCACAUGCCUUUUGGCGAACACCAAACGUGUUUGCUUAUUUUAUUCUUUAAGCAAUGGCUUUUUUUCUGGCCACUCUUCCGUAAAGCCCAGCUCUGUGGAGUGUACGGCUUAAAGUUGUCCUAUGGACAGAUACUCCAAUCUCCGCUGUGUAGCUUUGCAGCUCCUUCAGGGUUCUCUUUGGUCUUGCUGAUUAAUGCACUCCUUGCCUGGUCCGUGAGUUUUGGUGGGCGGCCCUCUCUUGGCAGGUUUGUUGUGGUGCCAUAUUCUUUCCAUUUUUUAAUAAUGGAUUUAAUGGUUCAAAGUUUCGGAUAUUUUUUUAUAACCCAACCCUGAUCUGUACUUCUCCACAACUUUGUCCCUGACCUGUUUGGAGAGCUCCUUGGUCUUCAUGGUUCUGCUUGCUUGGUGGUGCCCCUUGCUUAGUGGUGUUGCAGACUCUGGGGCCAUUCAGAACAGGUGUACAGUUGAAGUCGGAAGUUUACAUACCCUUAGGUUGAAGUCAUUAAAACUAUUUUUUCAACCACUCCACAAAUAUCUUGUUAACAAACUAUAGUUUUGGCAAGUCGGUUAGGACAUUUACUUUGUGCAUGACACAAGUAAUCUUUCCAACAAUUGUUUACAGACAGAUUAUUUCACUUAUAAUUCACUGUAUCACAAUUCCAGUGGGUCAGAAGUUUACAUACACUAAGUUGACUGUGCCUUUAAACAGCUUGGAAAAUUCCAGAAAAUUAUGUCAUGGCUUUAGAAGCUUCUGAUAGGCUAAAUGACAUCAUUUGAGUCAAUUGGAGGUGUACCUGUGGAUGUAUUUCAAGGCCUACCUUCAAACUCAGUGCCUCUUUGCUUGACAUCAUGGGAAAAUCAAAAGAAAUCAGCCAAGACCUCAGAAAAACAAUUGUAGACCUCCACAAGUCUGGUUCAUCCUUGGGAGCAAUUUACAAACGCCUGAAGGUACCACGUUCAUCUGUAACAAACAAUGGUACGCAAGUAUAAACACCAUGGGACCACACAGACGUCAUAUCGCUCAGGAAGGAGACGCGUUCUAUCUCCUCGAGAUGAACGUACUUUGGUGCGAAAAGUGCAAAUCAAUCCCAGAACAACAGCAAAGGACCUUGUGAAAAUGCUGGAGGAAACAGGUACAAAAGUAUCUAUAUCCACAGUAAAACGAGUCCUAUAUCGACAUAACCUGAAAGGCCGCUCAGCAAGGAAGAAGCCACUGCUCCAAAACCGUCAUAAAAAAGCCAGACUACGGUUUGCAACUGCACAUGGGGACAAAGAUCAUACUUUUUGGAGAAAUGUCCUCUGGUCUGAUGAAACAAAAAUAGAACUGUUUGGCCAUAAUGACCAUCGUUAUGUUUGGAGGAAAAAGGGGGUUGCUUGCAAGCCGAAGAACACCAUCCCAACCGUGAAGCACGGGGGUGGCAGCAUCAUGCUGUGGGGGUGCUUUGCUGCAGGAGGGACUGGUGAACUUCACAAAAUAGAUGGCAUCAUGAGGAAGGAAAAUUAUGUGGAUAUAUUGAAGCAACAUCUCAAGACAUCAGUCAGGAAGUUAAAGCUUGGUCGCAAAUGGGUCUUAUAAAUGGACAAUGACCCCAAGCAUACUUCCAAAUGUUGUGGAAAAUUGGCUUAAGGACAACAAAAAGUGAAGGUAUUGGAGUGGUCAUCACAAAGCCCUGACCUCAAUCCUAUAGAAAAUGUGUGGGCAGAACUGAAAAAGUGUGUGCGAGCAAGGAGGCCUACAAACCUGAUUGAGUUACACCAGCUCUGUCAGGAGGAAUGGGCCAAAAUUCACCCAAUUUAUUGUGGGAAGCUUGUGGAAGGCUACCCGAAACGUUUGACCCAAGUUAAACAAUUUAAAGGCAAUGCUACUAAAUACUAAUUGAGUGUAUGUAAACUUCUGACCCACUGGGAAUGUGAUGAAAGAAAUAAAAGCUGAAAGAAAUCAUUCUCUCUACUAUUAUUCUGACAUUUCACAUUCUUAAAAUAAAGUGCUGAUCCUAACUGACCUAACACAGGGAACUUUUACUAGGAUUAAAUGUCAGGAAUUGUGAAAAACUGAGUUUAAAUGUAUUUGGCUAAGGUGUAUGUAAACUUCCGACUUCAACUGUAUAUAUACUGAGAUCAUGUGACACUUAGAUUGCACACAAGUGGACUUUAUUUAACUAAUUAUGUGACUUCUGAAGGUAAUUGGUUGCACCAGAUCUUAUUUAGGGGCUUCAUAGCAAAGGGGGUGAAUACAUAUGCACGCACCACUUUUCCAUUAUUUAUUUUUUAGAAUUUUUUGAAACAAGUAAUUUUUUUCAUUUCACUUCACCAAUUUUGACUAUUUUGUGUAUGUCCAUUACAUGAAAUCCAAAUAAAAAUCCAUUUAAAUUACAGGUUGUAAUGGAAAAACGCCAAGGGGGAUGAAUACUUUUGCAAGGCACUGUAUGUUGAUGUUGUGAGUGAAAGAGCAAGUAGGUUUUAGAUCUCAAAACAGUAAUUUCAGUAAAAAUAUAAAUGCGUGUUGAGUUUGAAAUCACCUACAGUGAGGGAAAAAAGUAUUUGAUCCCCUGCUGAUUUUGUACGUUUGCUCACUGACAAAGAAAUUAUCAGUCUAUAAUUUUAAUGGUAGGUUUAUUUGAACAAUGAGAGACAGAAUAACAACAAAAAAAUUCAGAAAAACUGUCAAAAAUGUUAUAAAUUGAUUUGCAUUUUAAUGAGGGAAAUAAAUCUAAUCUCAGCUUGUUACCUGUAUAAAAGACACCUGUCCACAGAAGCAAUCAAUCAAUCAGAUUCCAAACUCUCCACCAUGGCCAAGACCAAAGAGCUCUCCAAGGAUGUCAGGGACAAAAUUGUAGACCUACACAAGGCUGGAAUGGGCUACAAGACCAUCGCCAAGCAGCUUGGUGAGAAGGUGACAACAGUUGGUGCGAUUAUUCGCAAAUGGAAGAAACACAAAAUAACUGUCAAUCUCCCUCGGCCUGGGUCUCCAUGCAAGAUCUCACCUCGUGGAGUUGCAAUGAUCAUGAGAACGGUGAGGAAUCAGCCCAGAACUACACGGGAGGAUCUUGUCAAUGAUCUCAAGGCAGCUGGUACCAUAGUCACCAAGAAAACAAUUGGUAACACACUACGCCGCGAAGGACUGAAAUCCUGCAGCGCCCGCAAGGUCCCCCUGCUCAAGAAAGCACAUAUACAGGGCCGUCUGAAGUUUGCUAAUGAACAUCUGAAUGAUUCAGAGGAGAACUGGGUGAAAGUGUUGUGGUCAGAUGAGACCAAAAUUGAGCUCUUUGGCAUCAACUCAACUCGCCGUGUUUGGAGGAGGAGGAAUGCUGCCUAUGACCCCAAGAACACCAUCCCCACCGUCAAACAUGGAGGUGGAAACAUUAUGCUUUGGGGGUGUUUUUCUGCUAAGGGGACAGGACAACUUCACCGCAUCAAAGGGACGAUGGACAGGGCCAUGUACCGUCAAAUCUUGGGUGAGAACCUCCUUCCCUCAGCCAGGGCAUUGAAAAUGGGCCGUGGAUGGGUAUUCCAGCAUGACAAUGACCCAAAACACACAGCCAAGGCAACAAAGGAGUGGCUCAAGAAGAAGCACAUUAAGGUCCUGCAGUGGCCUAGCCAGUCUCCAGACCUUAAUCCCAUAGAAAAUCUGUGGAGGGAGCUGAAGGUUCGAGUUGCCAAACAUCAGCCUCGAAACCUUAAUGACUUAGAGAAGAUCUGCAAAGAGGAGUGGAACAAAAUCCCUCCUGAGAUGUGUGCAAACCUGGUGGCCAACUACAAGAAACGUCUGACCUCUGUGAUUGCCAACAAGGGUUUUGCCACCAAGUACUAAGUCAUGUUUUGCAGAGGGGUCAAAUACUUAUUUCAAAUCAAUUUAUAACAUUUUUGGCAUGCGUUUUUCUGUUGUUAUUCUGUCUCUCACUGUUCAAAUAAACCUACCAUUAAAAUUAUAGACUGAUAAUUUCUUUGUCAGUGGGCAAACAUACAAAAUCAGCAGGGGAUCAAAUACUUUUUUCCCUCACUGUAGAAAGGUAGAAAAUAGAUUUUGUGAUUGUUAUCUACAGUACAAUCAGGGUUGCAAAAUUCCGGUAACUUUCCCAAAAUGUCCUGGUUUUCCAGAAAUCCAGGUUGGAGGAUUCCUGGAUUCCCUCGUAAUUCCAAGAAUCUUCCAACUAGGAUUUCUGGAAAACUGGGGAAUUUGGGGAAAUUUACCAGAGUUUUGCAUCCCUAGAUACAAUGUUUUUAGUGUUUGAAUCUUCCCAAUGGUAUCAGCAUUGUAGGAUUACAGCUUUCAUUCAGACAAUAGAAUAUCAUAGUAUAGAAUAGAAAACAUCUUGACUUUCCAAGGAAAGCUAAAUGUUCAUUCAGAAGAAGUGAACUCUGUAUAUUCUAUUUCUAUAACUAUACCACACUCAUUAGACAAACUGAAAAGACCCUUCAUACACCGUUCAGAAAACAUUUGGAAAAUGGCAGUUGUCUCACCCGAAUAUAUCAUUGCUCCUAUCCCCCUGUAGAACCAGCAGUGAUGAUGGUCAGUAGAGAGACUAUUGCUCCUAUCCCCCUGUAGAACCAGCAGUGAUGACUAUCAGUAUAGAGACAAUGGAUUUUGUAGCAUGACUUUCUCCCUCCUCUCCGCCUUAUUGGCUCUGACCCCUGUGACCCCUGUAUUAGACUGGACCUGUCAGAGCACUUCCAGGUCAUUACCGAGGAACAGGGUCUAGCUUCCAGGUCGUUACCGAGGAGCAGGGCCUAGCUUCCAGGUCAUUACCGAGGAGCAGGGCCUCGCAGAGCACUUCCAGGUCAUUACCGAGGAGCAGGGCCUGUCAGAGCACUUCCAGGUCGUUACCGAGGAGCAGGGCCUAGCUUCCAGGUCAUUACCGAGGAGCAGGGCCUGUCAGAGCACUUCCAGGUCAUUACAGAGGAGCAAGGCCUGUCAGAGCACUUCCAGGUCAUUACCGAGGAGCAGGGCCUGUCAGAGCACUUCCAGGUCGUUACCGAGGAGCAGGGCCUGUCAGAGCACUUCCAGGUCGUUACCGAGGAGCAGGGCCUGUCAGAGCACUUCCAGGUCAUUACCGGGGAGCAGGGCCUGACUGACUGGACACCCCAGGAGUAA
Coregonus sp. 'balchen' is the source of this 30297-nucleotide messenger RNA. Lineage: Eukaryota; Metazoa; Chordata; Actinopteri; Salmoniformes; Salmonidae. The record is from the annotation of a GenBank genome assembly.